GGAUGAGUGCUGAAGCGGCAGACCGCGUGGCGGCCGUGACCACCAGUCGGCCCAACACGCCGCCGCAGAGUUCCUGGUUCGAGUUCCUGCUGGACGGCAGCCUGCUGGAGAAACACCUGCAGAAAUCACAUCCUGACCCGGCGCCGGUCCAGCUGAUCAUCCAGUUCCUGGAGCAGGCGUCCAAGCCGUCGGUAAAUGAGCAGAACCAGGUGCAGCCGCCUGUAGACAACCGCAGGAACCGGACCCUGAAGCUGCUGGCGCUGAAGGUGGCUGCGCACAUGAAAUGGGACCUGGAUUUACUAGAGAAGGGCUUGACCAUCCCGGUGCUGAACAUGCUCCUGAACGAGCUCCUGUGUGUGAGCAAAGUGCCGCCCGGGGUGAAGCACGUGGACCUGGACCUGUCUACCCUCCCGCCCACCACGGCCAUGGCCGUCAUCAUCUACAACCGCUGGGCCAUCCGAACGAUCGUGCUGAGCAGCUUUCCGGAGAAACAGAACAAGCCAGGACCUCACCAGAUGAACAUGUUGAGCAUCGUGCAGCAGGAGAAGGAAAUGACUGAGAACAUCCUCACCGUGCUGAAGGAGCAGGCGGCCGACUCCAUCCACGUGCUGGAGGGAGCUCUGCAGCUGAAGAAGGACUUCUACGUUCACACCCUGAGGACGCUGGACCUGCUGGCUGCCGACACGGCGGCCAACGGAGAGACGGAGUCGUCCACCGCCGGGCUGUGCAUCAGCGCCGACGAGCUGCACUGUCAGGUUCACUAUGAUCUGGGAGGAAUCUUCUUCCAUCAAGGCUCCACGGACCAGUCGGCCUACGAGAAAGCCCAGGGUCACUUCAGACAGACCAAGGAGCUGCUGAAGAAGCUGCUCGCCAGCCUCCACGUUCACCUGGACGAGAAGCGGCUGGCCGGCUACUGGAACGCCUGCAAGGCUUUGACCGGGGACUGUGACCCGGCCGACCCUCAGAUAACGCCCUACAACCAAAUCAACAGCCUGAUCCGGACGCAGAACCACCACGCCAUCGUUGAAGCAUUCAUCAAAGACAACACGUCCCGAACUUUACCAAACCACUUCAGACGGUCUAUUCUCAGGGAGUUCCUGUACCGAGUCCAGCAAGGGGAGACCAACCUGGACGAGUUCUGUCACAAGCUGUGCAUCUGCAACGCCAUCCGAGACGCUCUGGAGGGAGACGUCCUCAGCGUUCGUUUCCAGCAGCUGCUGCCCAAACCCAGCAAACGUUCGGUGGACUUCCUUUUAGAGGUUUGCACCCGCUCUCUGGACAGAGACCGUCCGUCUGAGGUGUCCAGAAGAAACAUGGCCAACUUCAUCAAGACCCUGUGUGAAACUCUGGAGGAGCUGCAUCUGGUCUUCAUCGUGACGUCUCACAAGCUCUUCCUGGAGCUGCUGAAGGAGGACGAGCGGAAGUGUCUGCUGGAGCAGAUGAGGAAGAGGUCGUCCACCAUCAACCUCAGCGCCAAGCCCCUGCCCUCCUUCUACGACAUCCCAGCCUCGGCCAGCGUGAACAUCGGCCAGCUGGAGCAGCAGCUCAUCCUGUCGCUGGACCCCCGCCGGAUCCGGCAGAUCCUCAUCGAACUCCACGGCAUCGCGGAGCGGCCGUUCUGGAGGGUCAACAGCAAGUGGGAGGUUCCUCCGGACUACAUUAACGUGAUCCUGGGCAUCAAAGACAACCUGACCAAGGACCUGGUCUACAUCCUCAUGGCCAAAGGGCUCCACUGCAUUUCAAUAAAGGACUUCGUUCACGCGCGGCAGCUCUUCUCCGCCUGCCUGGAGCUGGUCACAGAGUUCUCCCCGAAGCUGAGGCAGGUGAUGCUGAACGAGAUGCUGCUGCUGGACAUCCGGGCCCACGAGGCCUUGGCCGCCGAGGGCAGCAAGGAGCGGCCGCCGCCCGACCUGGUCAGCCGCGUCAGAGGAUACCUGGAGAUGAGGAUUCACGAUCUGCCGCUGCGUCAGGUGGUCGGGGAGGAGGGCGUCGCCUUCAUGUUGAACUGGAGGGAGAACGACUACCUGACUCUGCAGGUGCCGCCGUCGCUGGUCAUGAACAACCCUUACAUCAAGCUCGGCCAGCUCCUGGCCUCCACCUGCAAGGAGCUCCCAGGUCCUAAAGAGAGUCGGCGUAUGGCCAAGGAGCUGUGGGACGUGGUGGUUCAGAUCUGCAGCGUCUCCAUCCAGCACAAGAGGAACAACGACGGCCGGGUGGGACUGAUCAAACACAGGGAGUCCUCCCUGGGCAUCAUGCCCCGGAACAAAUUUAUUACAUUUGUCAAGAAGCUUCGAGAGCCGCUGGUUUUGACGACACUCACCUCCCUGUUUGUGAGACUCCACAGCUUAGUGCGGGACGACAUUGUAAAUGAAGUAACAGCAGAGCACCUUUCCAUCUGGCCGUCUUCUCUCCCCAACAUCCAGGCGGUGGACGUGGAGGCCGUGGCCGUGACUGUGAAGGAGCUGGUGUCCUACUCUCUCACGCUGAACCCCAACAACCAGUCGUGGCUCAUCACGCAGGCCGACAUCUACUUCGUGACCAACCAGUACUGCGCAGCGCUCAACUUCUACCUCCAGGCCGGCGCCGUCUGCUCAGACUUCUUCACCAAGGCUGUUCCUCCUGACACCUACACGGAUCAGGUUCUCAAGAGGAUGAUCAAGUGCUGUUCCAUGAUGAACUGUCACACGCAGGUCGCCGUUUUGUGCCAGUUCCUGAGAGAAGUGGACUACAUGACGGCGUUCAAAGCUCUCCAGGAGCAGAACAGCCACGACGCCAUGGACUCGUUUUACGACUACAUCUGGGACAUCACCAUCCUGGAAUACCUGACUCAUAUUCACCACAAACGCGGCGAGGCAGAGAAGAGGCAGAUCGCGAUGAAGGCCAUCGGACAGACGGAGCUGAACACCAGCAACCCGGAGGAAGUGCUGCAGCUGGCUGCACAGAAGAGGAAGAAGAGGUUCCUGCAGGCCAUGGCCAAACUCUACUUCUAGAGGACGAUCAGACCGGCGG
Molecule: messenger RNA, 3009 nt
Organism: Cololabis saira (Pacific saury)
Lineage: Eukaryota; Metazoa; Chordata; Actinopteri; Beloniformes; Belonidae
Gene: ints8
Product: integrator complex subunit 8
Exons: 27
Coding region: 3-2990 (995 amino acids)
Biological process (GO): snRNA 3'-end processing
Cellular component (GO): integrator complex
Source: RefSeq, a predicted model, not a curated record